UGCACGUGCGGAAUAUUUUGACAUUUCUACCGCUACUAAUGAUAAAUUUUGUGUUUUGUUCAACUUGCGUGAGAUAUAAUAGUGAAAUAUAGAAUUUAAUUUGCAAAAUGGCAAAAGAUAAACCACAAAAAUCGGUAAAAGCGAAGAAAAGUGAUACAGCACAGCAGAGUGCCACUUCCAAUGCGUCAACAACGACAUCCGCUAUCUGGCAGGAUGAACGUUUCCAGCACCUGGUCAGCGAUCCUCGUUUUCGCGGCAUACCUAAGGCACAGCGAAAAGUGAAGAUUGAUAAGCGUUUCCAGGGUAUGUUCACUGAUGAUAAAUUUAAAGUAAAGUACACUGUGGAUAAGUAUGGACGACGUGUCAAUAAAAGUAAUGUCGACGAUCUACGCAAGUACUACGAACUCAAUUCAUCAGACACUGAAACAGACGAAGAUGAAAGUAAGCCACAGGAAGAAGUUGCUGAAGCCGAUGAUGAUGAAGCAGCGGAGGAAUUGGAACGACGCAAAGAAGAAAAAGCUAUAACACGUGAGGAUGAUUCCGGUGCGAGCACACCCAGUGAAGAGGAAAUAGGUGAAAAUGAUGAGCUUGGUAGCGAUGGCGAAGAUGUGCCCAAAACGCUGCGUGAACGCUUAUUAAAUCCAAAUAUUGAUUAUGCGCGUGGUGAAGGCAGAUUGGUAACAGAUUCCUCAUCGGAUGAUGAGUCCAGUGAUGAAGGUGACGAACUUGAGGCAAAUAUAGAUCAUGUUUGGGGCGAAUUAGAUCAAGAAGCGGAGACAACAGAUGAAUCUACAAAUAGAUUGGCAAUUUGCAAUAUGGAUUGGGAUCGUAUACGUGCCGUUGAUUUAAUGGUGUUAUUUAGUUCAUUUCUACCACCUGGCGGUAGUGUCUUGAGUGUGAAAAUAUAUCCAUCGGAAUAUGGAAAAGAGCGUAUGCGAGAAGAGGAUAUACAUGGACCCACUGAACUUGUUGGACUUGGAAAGGAGAUGAAUGGUGCUAAGAAUGACGGUGCUGACUUUGACUCAGAUGACGAGGAAUUGGUCAAAGACCAAGAUAGUGAUGCUGAGGAAGGCGAUGAAUAUCACAUGGAAAAACUACGUCAGUAUCAAUUAAAUCGUUUACGUUAUUACUAUGCGGUGGCUGUUUUUGAUAGUAUCGCUACUGCGGAUAAGAUUUAUAAAGAAUGCGAUGGCAUUGAAUAUGAGAGUUCAGCAACCCGUGUUGAUUUACGCUUCAUACCCGACGAUACUAAUUUCGACGAAGACGAGCCGACCGAUAUAUGCACUGAUUUGCCAGAUACAAAUAGCUAUAAACCGCGUCAAUUUACAACAACUGCCUUGCAACAAGCUAAAGUCGAUCUGACUUGGGAUGAAACAGCUGUGGAACGACAAGAAUUAGGAGAAAAACUGUCCAGUGGAAAAUUAAAUGAAAUUAGUGACAAGGAUUUACGGAAGAUGGUUGCCUACAGCAGUGAGGAAGAUGAUGAUAGCGGCGACGGAGAAGAAGUUGGGGAAGAGCAGAAAAAUGAUGAGUUGGCAAACAAAUCUAAUGAAGAGUUGAAAGUUGAAAAGCCAAAACGUAAAAAGGAUGAAAUAAUCAACAAAUACAAAGCACUACUAGCCGAAAUCAAUGAGAAGGAGCAGAAAAAGAAGAAUAAUAAAUUUGAAAUGGAGAUAAGUUGGAAUGUAGAUGAGCAAAAGGAUGACAAAGAUAAGCAGGCAGAAGACUCCGAGGACCAAAACAAGAAACAGCACUUGACACCAAUCGAAAAGGUACUGCAAAAGCGUAGCGAACGCAAUAAACAACGCAAAGAGGAACGUAAGAAGAAGAAGAUGCAAGCGCGUGGCUUAGAUCCCGAUGCGGACAACUCGUCAGACUCGGACAGCAUACCAGACGGUAUUGAUAUGAACGAUCCUUAUUUUGCGGAAGAAUUCGCUGGUGGUGAAUUCGUUGACAACAAAGCGAAAAAACGCGAUAAGCAAAAGAAACAACAAAGCGAAUUGGAUAAGCAGCAGGCUGCCGAAGAGGAGGAAAAACAAGCGAAGGAACUACAACUACUCUUGGACGAUGAUGAUUUGGAAGAGCAAGGCAAGCAACACUUCAGCUUAGAGAAAAUACUCAAGUCCGAACAAGAAACCAAAUCAAAACGUAAACGACGCAAACAAUUGAAAAAAUCUAAAUCAACAAUUGCCGAAGAAACAAAGCCAAUCGAGGACAACUUCCAAAUUAAUAUUAAUGACGAUCGUUUCAAGGCUGUUUACACCUCGGCCAAAUUCAAUAUAGAUCCCACCGAUUCACAUUUUAAGAAGACCAAAGCGAUGGAUUUGAUUAUAAAAGAAAAGCUGAAGCGCCGACAUGGUGACGACGGCUUACGAAAUGGUAAUGAUGGCGACACUCAGGAAGUCGAAGUCAAAAGGCCGAAAAAGCAAUUGGAGAAUACGCUGUUGGUGAAGAGUUUGAAGCGCAAAAUUCAAAUGCAGCAGCAGAAGUGAAGUUUUUAAAUUUGUUUUUGUUAAAUUUACAUAAAUGAAGUUAUGUCUGUGUUUAAUAAGUUUAGAAUGAAGUUUUAGUAUCGAAAAAUGAUAUUAAUAUUUAAGCAUAAAAUUUUAAACUAAAAAAAGUUAAAAUAAAAUGUUUAUACAAAGAUAAAA
Molecule: messenger RNA, 2651 nt
Organism: Zeugodacus cucurbitae (melon fly)
Lineage: Eukaryota; Metazoa; Arthropoda; Insecta; Diptera; Tephritidae
Product: ESF1 homolog
Exons: 2
Coding region: 108-2492 (794 amino acids)
Biological process (GO): rRNA processing
Cellular component (GO): nucleus
Molecular function (GO): RNA binding
Source: RefSeq, a predicted model, not a curated record